UUGUCAAGUUUUUUUGUUAAUUCUCUCAUGACUACUGCUGUUUCUUUUAGUCCAUCAAAAACCACUACACAUACUUUGCAAGCAAAGAAGAGCUAAAGAGCUUAAACAAGAAACAGUGCUACAAAGUCAAGACAUGGAUAGACUCAUAAGCUUAGAACCAUCGAAUCUUGUUGCAAUAAGGAUCGAAGAAGGCCAAAAAUGCUAUGGUGAGCUUACAUUACGCAAUGUUAUGCACACAAUGCCUGUUGCUUUUCGGCUUCAGCCAGUGAACAAAACUCGUUACACAGUCCGGCCUCAAACAGGAAUCAUAUUUCCGCUAAAUACAGUGACAGUUGAGGUCACGUAUGAAUGCGGUCCAAAUAUAAUUCUGCCUGAAUCAUUUCCGUACUCUGAUGAUUCAUUCUUGCUGCAUAGUGUUGUUGUUCCUGGUGCAGCAGCGAAGAAUUUUACUUCGACUUCUGAUCCCGUGCCUAGUGAUUGGUUUACCACCAGAAAGAAACAGGUGUUUAUUGACAGUGGCAUAAAAGUCAUGUUUGUUGGUUCCCCUGUUUUAGCUCAACUUGUUGCUAAUGGCGCAAUGGAUGAAAUUAGAGAUGUCUUGGAAAAGAGCAACCCGGCUUGGAAGGCUGCAGAGUCAGUUGAUUCUGAUGGCCAGACCUUACUUCACAUGGCCAUCAGCCAAGGCCGGGCUGAUCUUGUGCAGCUUCUUUUGGAAUUUGAGCCGGAUGUCGAGGCUCAGGGCAGAUCCGGCUCGACUCCACUGGAAGCUGCAUCAGCAUCAGGGCAAGCCCUGAUUGUGGAAAUACUGCUGGCUCGUGGAGCCAGCGUAGAAAAAUCACAAUCUUCCACUUGGGGGCCUAUCCAUCUCGCCUCAGGAGGCGGUUACAUAGAGGUUUUAAGGCUCCUUCUGCUUAAAAAUGCAUAUGUGGACGCGCUUACAGAGGACGGCAACACAGCCUUGCACAAUGCUGUUGAGAAGGGAAAGAGAGAUUGUGCAAGGCUAUUGUUGGCGCAUGGUGCUAAACCUGAUAUUCGCAACACGGAUGACCUCGACACACCUUUACACAUUGCAUCAGCCUUAGGGGAUGAAAACAUGGUCAAGCUAUUACUCCAAAAAGGAGCUUAUAAAGAUAUCCGAAACCGAGUUGGAAAGACUGCUUAUGAUGUUGCAGCGGAGCAUGGGCACGCUAGGCUUUUUGAUGCUCUCCGUCUGGGAGAGAGUUUAAGUAUAGCUGCCCGAAAAGGCGAAGUCAGGACUAUUCAAAAGCUCCUCCAAACCGGUGCUUCAAUAAAUGGCCGGGAUCAACAUGGAUGGACCACAUUACAUCGUGCCUCAUUUAAAGGACAGCUUGAAGCUGCUCGCGUAUUAAUUGAAAAAGGCGUCGACAUCAAUGCCAGAGACGAGGAUGGCUAUAGUGCAUUGCUAUGUGCUGUGGAGUCAGGACACGUAGAAAUCAUUGAGUUUCUUAUCAAGAAAGGUGCUGAUGUUGAGGUUAGGACUAACAAGGGUGUCAGUGCAUUGCUAAUCGCAGAAUGUUUACAAUAUUCGGGAGUUAUUAGGAUUUUACUAAAUGGAGGCGCGACGAAAGAUGAAUUAGUCUCUCAUGCAAGUGUUAAUCAGCUGAAUUCAUCGUCGCUGGGGAAGGGAAAGGAUCGAGUACAGGACAUUAGAAAGAAGCCGCAGGUUCGCCCAAGAGCUCUGAGGACUUAGUUGAUGAGUCUGUGGCAUUGGCUCUGAUAUUUAUGGAACUGAACGCUCUGAGUACGACCACACAUUAUUUUAUGGGGCAAGUAACAUGCAAGAAGCACAAAUAUUGGAAUAAGUUAUAAAAUUCAAGGGAGACGGUGAUCUCAAAACAUGGAACAGA
Molecule: messenger RNA, 1868 nt
Organism: Daucus carota subsp. sativus
Lineage: Eukaryota; Viridiplantae; Streptophyta; Magnoliopsida; Apiales; Apiaceae
Product: protein VAPYRIN-like
Exons: 2
Coding region: 134-1711 (525 amino acids)
Molecular function (GO): protein binding
Source: RefSeq, a predicted model, not a curated record